UCCUCUUCCUCUUGGGGCAUCUACGGCCGCGCCUCUAGCCCUCCCGGAACUGAAACUAGGCGCCAGACGGUCCGGAGGCAGGGGCCACGUCAGCGGGGCCACCCCGGGCUCGCGGGGUCCCGGCGGGCGCCAUGCGGAGGGGUGCGCUCCUGGCGGGCGCCCUGGCCGCCUACACCGCGUACCUGGUGCUGGGCGCGCUGCUGGUGGCGCGGCUGGAGGGGCCGCACGAAGCCCGGCUCCGAGCCGAGCUGGGGACGCUGCGGGCGCAGCUGCUGCAGCGCAGCCCGUGUGUGGCGGCCCCGGCCCUGGACGCCUUCGUGGAGCGGGUGCUGGCGGCCGGACGGCUGGGGCGCGUCGUGCUCGCCAACGCUUCGGGGUCAGCCAACGCCUCGGACCCCGCCUGGGACUUCGCCUCUGCUCUCUUCUUCGCCAGCACGCUGGUCACCACCGUGGGCUAUGGGUACACGACGCCACUGACUGAUGCGGGCAAGGCCUUCUCCAUCGCCUUCGCGCUCCUGGGCGUCCCGACCACCAUGCUGCUGCUGACCGCCUCGGCCCAGCGCUUGUCGCUGCUGCUGACUCACGCGCCGCUGUCUUGGCUGAGCAUGCGCUGGGGCUGGGACCCCCGGCGGGCAGCCUGCUGGCACUUGGUGGCCCUGCUGGGGGUCGUGGUGACCGUCUGCUUUCUGGUGCCCGCGGUGAUCUUCGCCCACCUCGAGGAGGCCUGGAGUUUCCUGGAUGCCUUCUACUUCUGCUUCAUCUCUCUAUCCACCAUCGGCCUGGGCGACUACGUGCCCGGAGAGGCACCCGGCCAGCCCUACCGGGCACUCUACAAGGUGCUGGUCACAGUCUACCUCUUCCUGGGCCUGGUGGCCAUGGUGCUGGUGCUGCAGACCUUCCGCCACGUGUCCGACCUCCACGGCCUCACGGAGCUCAUCCUGCUGCCCGCUCCAUGCCCUGCCAACUUCAGUGAGGAUGAAGACGACCGGGUGGACAUCCUGGGCCCCCCGCCGGCGAUGCACCAGCAACUCUCUGCCAGCUCCCACACCGACUAUGCCUCCAUCCCCAGGUAGCAGGGGCAGGCUCUGCCAGGCAUGGGUGUGCCUGGCCUGGAACUGAGAGGCCCGGGUGACCAGAGCUGGCUGUACGGGAAUGUCCAUGAGCACACGCAGGUGAUCCCAAGGCCUUGCCGCCCACCAUCCCUUUGUUUCCCAGCAUCCGGCUGUGAUGUGGGGCCGGCACUCCCUGUGCCUGUGUCCCAGGCUCUGCUGGCGCCGACGUGACCUUGCUCUCCGUCCUUGCUCUCAUCCUCCUUACACUGUGCCUCUGACUCGCUGGCCUUCUCGCUGUCUGUCUAUCCCUCUUGCUGUCUGUUCCUCACUCUCUUCCAUGUUCCAUCUGUGUCUCUCAAUUAGUCACUCAUCAGUUGCGUUCUACUAGGCUCUGGGCUCGGACCUCAUUUCAGGCACCAGAUCUGUCACUACAUCCUGGACAAGUGACUGCCCCUCUCUGAGCCUUGAUUUCCUCAGCUGACAAAUGGGAAGGAUAGAUGAACUCAUCCCUGAACCCCUCCUGUGUGCUGGCCCUGUGCUAGACAGUGCUGGGGACAUAGUUGGGGGUGGGGACCUGCUCUCAUGGAGCUCACAGUCCAGUGAGGUGGACAGGCCUGUCCCCAGACAGUGAUGGCCCCACAUGGGCAGGAUUUAAUGGAGGAGGUGAGGUGAUGAAAACACAGCCAGAGUGGUCAGGGCUGAAGUCUGAGAAGCACAGGAACUAGGCCCAGUCGAGCUUGGAAGGUCAGGGAGGACUUCCUGGAGGAAGUGACGGUUGAACUAAUACCUGAAAUAUGAAAAGUAGGCAGGAAGAAGUCGGCCCUGAGUCAUUUUUCUCAGGCGUCUCCAGGGAGCAGGACCCAUGGAGGGAGCCCUGGUGGUGUAGACAGAAUCUUCCUCAGCAGCCUGGAAGGCAGGAAACUGACACAGGACGCCAGCCCAGAUCUGAAUGGUGUGGGAGGUGCUGCCCUUAGCCAUGACACCAUUGUAAGAGCUGUCCCCUUUUGUAUGUUGUGCCCUGGAGUCAGCCUGCUUGAGCUCAAAUCCCAAUCUAGCGAGUCUGGCCUGUGACCUUAGGCUGUCACUCUACCUCUCUGCUUUUGUUUCCUUCUCUGUAAAAUGCUGAUCAUCAUAAUACAACUUCAAAAG
Saimiri boliviensis boliviensis (Bolivian squirrel monkey) is the source of this 2201-nucleotide messenger RNA. It is a transcript of the gene KCNK6, whose product is annotated as potassium two pore domain channel subfamily K member 6. Gene Ontology annotation, cellular component: plasma membrane. The record is from RefSeq and is a predicted model, not a curated record. Lineage: Eukaryota; Metazoa; Chordata; Mammalia; Primates; Cebidae. Gene Ontology annotation, molecular function: potassium ion leak channel activity; outward rectifier potassium channel activity. Gene Ontology annotation, biological process: potassium ion transmembrane transport; stabilization of membrane potential.